Molecule: messenger RNA, 7045 nt
Organism: Nycticebus coucang (slow loris)
Lineage: Eukaryota; Metazoa; Chordata; Mammalia; Primates; Lorisidae
Gene: RIMS3
Product: regulating synaptic membrane exocytosis 3
Exons: 8
Coding region: 439-1377 (312 amino acids)
Biological process (GO): calcium ion-regulated exocytosis of neurotransmitter; regulation of synaptic plasticity; positive regulation of synaptic transmission
Cellular component (GO): cytoskeleton of presynaptic active zone; presynaptic membrane
Molecular function (GO): small GTPase binding; transmembrane transporter binding
Source: RefSeq, a predicted model, not a curated record
CCGCCAGCCGGAGCUCGGGCUUUGCACCGGGCGGCGACUGAGAACCGAGUCUGCUGCGGAGCCGGCAGCGCAGACGGGCGGAGCGGAGCUGCCCGGCCCCGUGGCGGGCGAUGCCCCCGUGAGCCUGUCUCGCCGCCCCUCCCCGCCCCGCGCGCCUAACCCCUUGGAGUCCGCGCCAGCCUGGGGCCGGGCCGCGCCUACCGCCGGGUUCGCGGGGCGGGGUCCCGGGGCAGCACCUGCCCCGCCUUGCGGAGCCGUCUCGGCCUGCGUAGCCCCCUUUCCUGUCUGGACCCCGGCCCCACCUCCGGAAGUUGACUGAAGCCUGUACCAAUGCCCUAGGGGUAUGUUGUGGGUUGGGGCGCGGCCCCCUGCACUGCAGAACACCGAGCUCUGAUUCUUCAAUUCAGAGUUGCCUGAGGUCCUGACACCACUGGGACCAUGUUUAACGGGGAGCCAGGUCCAGCCUCAUCCGGGGCCUCCAGGAACGUGGUGGUGCGGAGCUCCAGCAUUAGCGGUGAAAUCUGCCCAUCCCAGCCGGCUGGGGGUGGGACUGGGACCACCACUGCCAAGAAGAGGCGCAGCAGCCUGGGUGCCAAGAUGGUGGCCAUCGUGGGCCUGACUCAGUGGAGCAAAAGCACACUCCAGCUGCCUCAGCCUGGAGGCGCAGAGGGGGCCACCAAGAAGCUGCGCAGCAACAUCCGGCGGAGCACAGAGACGGGCAUCGCUGUGGAGAUGCGGAGUCGGGUCACGCGCCAGGGCAGUCGGGAGUCCACCGACGGGAGCACCAACAGCAACAGCUCUGAUGGCACGUUCAUCUUCCCCACUACCCGGCUGGGGGCUGAAAGCCAGUUCAGCGAUUUCCUGGAUGGACUAGGACCAGCCCAGAUUGUGGGUCGACAGACGCUAGCAACGCCACCCAUGGGAGACGUGCAUAUAGCCAUCGUGGAUAGGAGUGGCCAGCUGGAGGUGGAAGUGAUUGAAGCUCGGGGACUGACCCCCAAACCAGGCUCCAAAUCCCUCCCAGCCACUUAUAUCAAGGUUUACCUGCUUGAGAACGGGGCCUGCUUAGCCAAGAAGAAGACAAAAUUAGCCAAGAAGACCUGUGAUCCCCUGUACCAGCAGGCCCUGCUCUUUGAUGAGGGGCACCAGGGCAAGGUGCUACAGGUAAUCGUCUGGGGAGACUAUGGGCGCAUGGACCACAAGUGCUUCAUGGGCAUGGCCCAGAUCAUGCUGGAUGAGCUGGACCUGAGUGCCGCGGUCACCGGCUGGUACAAACUCUUCCCCACCUCCUCAGUGGCAGACUCUACACUCGGAUCCCUCACCAGGCGCCUGUCCCAGUCCUCCCUGGAGAGUGCCACCAGUCCGUCCUGCUCCUAAGGAUGUCAGGAAGAGAGGCUGGGACGGUGAUGUGGGAAAGGGUGCCUGCUGGCCCCCUCCCCUGUACAUAGUCUUCAUGUCUUUCUGGACCCCUUGUCCUGCUGCAUGCCUGUUGGCUACUGGGCUUGUCCCAGCUGGCAGUGGAGACUGUAGUGUACAUGUGUGUGCGUGUGCGACCACAUUCUGUCUGUUCACCUGUCUGGGUGUAGUUAGUCCUAGUGACUACAUGGACUAAAAUGUCUCCACAUCUCUUUGUAUCCUUUUGAAAAGAAACCCAAAGGAGUGUUGUGUAGACGUGACUCACCCUGAGGAAUCUCCAGGUGUGGAAGUCGGGGAUGCGGCCACUGGUCCAUCCUGCCUUGUCCAGGAAUGAGGGCAGAGCCUGCGCAUCCCUGCCAGUGCCUGCUCCUGGUCGUCUCUGCUUUGUUUUCUGUCUUGUCUUUUGUUCCGCCCUUGCUUCUCCUAGCACUGCCACUGUUUUCUGAGGAAUGUAGCAUUACUGCGGCUGGCCACGCUGGGGCCCCCCUGGGAAGCCCCCAUGCCCUCCUCCCUACCCGAGCUGCUCCGGUGGCUCUUCCUCCACCAAAUGUGUCCUGCAGCAUGUAGCAUGCCCACCUAGCACCCUGGCGGGGUCCGGGAACACAAAUGGUGCCCAGGAGCUUGGGCUUGGAGACGCUCUUCUCUGUGGGGCUGGAACCACCUCCUCCCUAUAGCAGAGCACAAGGAGGUCUUAGUCCCCAGGGUGGCCGGCCAGGUGCCCCUUUAGCACCUCCUACAUCUCUUUUGUCUCUUUAAGCCUCCUCCUCUCCAACAUGCCAAAGGAGCUCUCCCAGUGGGGCCAGGAGAUCAGCCUCAGAGGGGACAUUACCUGCCAAAGCAGACAGUCCUCCCUAGGCCCUGAAGGUGGCCCUGUUCCCCUAAGGGUGUGACUCAUAAGAGCAGGGCUAAGGCUGACUUGUUCAGAGCCGCUAUUGAGAAUCCUACCUGAACUUUGGGGAUGAGCUGCAUGAAGUUGUUCAUUUGGGGCUCUAUGUCUUGCUCAUUUCCAAACCAGGGUCUGAGUCUGGGAGUUCAGACUCACCGGGCUCCAGCUUCUGGCUCCACGAGCAGCCUGGCUCUGAAUUCUAUUCUGCUGCCGUCACCAGCUCUGUAUAAGCAAUACUUCCCCCUCAACUUCCCUGUCCUCUUGUGUUCCACCGCUGCCCCCUGGCCAGUGGCCUGCCCUAGGCACCUCACCUGCCUCUGCUUUCUCUCCCACCUUGUCUGGCUGAAACUUCUCACACCCCUCAAAUCCUGACUUGAUGUGACAGCCAGGUCCUGUUGGUGGAGACCAGUGCCUGAACUGGACCCCUGUGAGAUAUGUCUGCUAUGAAUCUUGAAGUCUGGCUCAGGAAUGCCCAAAUCUGUCCUUCUCCCUCCUCAGCUGUAGGGUGAAAGGGGAAAGGUUGCCCAGGAGAUGAGUAGAGCAGCCCUUGGGUUCAAAGUGGAGGAGGGCUCUUUUUCUCCCUCUUCCCCAGACUUCAUACCAAGUGCUAAGAUAACUGUGAUCCAAGUACCUGAGGCUGGAAGUGUCCCCUGACAGCAGUGGUGAGGUCUUAGCCCAGUGCUUGGCCUCCAUUCAUAACCAAACUCGGGGAUAGGGGACAUGGAGGUGGCAGUUUAGUGAAGAUAGACCAUCUCAGCCCAAAGGGCCUCCUUUCCUGGCCAGGUUCCCUGUUAGGCUGAAGCCAGAGUACGUCACCUCCCUCCUAGAAAGGUGGAAAGAAAACUAGGAAACUAGAUGAAGCCAGGACCCCACCUGUCCUGCCUCAGGACAGGAAGGGGGAGGGGCAAGAAGGAAGUAAACGGAGUUAGUUUGUGGGCUCUUGUCUCCCACCUAAGCCUCUGUCCUUGUGCCGUCAGAGAAGAGAACCAUCAUGUACAUGGAGGAGGUGGCUGGUUGUUUUCUCUUUCGGCAGAAAUGCCCUCCGCAUUCCCAUGGCUAGGACUAGGUAAUGCAUGCCUUUCUCGUGUUCCCAAACGUGGGGCAAAAGGCGCUGUACUCCUUGACCCUAGUGGGGACAGGGAGGAAACUUGCUUGCAAAGGGUAUUUUUAUUUCCUAGUGGUGAUGUAUUCACUUCUAGAGCAGUUGCUCUCAUGAUGGUGUGAAAAUACUCCAUGUCUCUGGAGUAAUGGGAUUGUUAGUGAUCUGCAGGGUCCCAUUGACAUUUGCUAAUGUGGCACCAAGGAGUGAUACCCAGACCAUGCAGUCACCCCCAGGAAAUGGGGGCUACUGACACAGUACCCUCCUUUCCUAGGGGUCCAGGAAGGCGGAAAGCUGCCAGCAAAGUGGCUGCCACUGGGCAGCUCAAGGCCAAAAUGCCUCUUGCCUCUGGGGGAGGGUUAGCACAAGGGACGUUCUGGCCAGAGGAGGGAUGUGAUGUGCUGAUAAGUUGGCUGACCUACCUAACAAUCCCCAGCUAUCAAAACUGCCCGUUAGUUGGGCCACUGCAGUGUCCCACCUCUCUAAUGGAAGGUAACUCCUCUCCAAAUUGACCUUGGGGAAUUAUUCUUUUAACCCUUUAUACCAAAUAAAUUACUAAUCCCUGCCUGGAUUUUCCCCUAAGAGGGUGAGGCUGUGUGAGGCUGAUGUGUAUGUGUGAUGGGACUGGCUGAAUUAGAGAGUGUUUCUCAGCAUCAUAGGUGAAGAGGCUUGUUUGAGAGGCUACGCUGGAGCUGGCCUGUCCGAGAAUAGGUGUGACCUGGCCUUUGGUGAGGAAGGAAGGAGCCUGAUCUCUCCAGAGUCCUCCCUACCCUGGAGCCAACUCACUGCCAGGUUCAGUGUCCUGGCUCCAAUGCUGUCAGCCCAGAUGAAACCCUGGAGAGGUUACAGGAUGGGACUCUUUGUCAUUCCAGCUCCUCUGGUCAGGAGGAUUAUCACAGAUGUGGCAGGGACAGGAGUGGCCCUGUAGUGAUGGUGGGCUGUGGGCAGGGACAGUGAUGCAUCUGUCUUCAUAGUCUGUUCCGUCUGCCCCACUUUCUUCACAGACUCCUUUUCCCUGCAGUGGGCUCUGCUAUGAGGAAGGCUCCAGUAAAUGGAGCCAGGGUUUUGGUUUGACAAAGGGAGUUUGAUCCUUCAGGAAAGAACCAUCUCCAAAACUACUCCUCAUCCUGUCUCUUCUGCCACCCAGUUCUACUAGGAAAGGCACACUUAGGAGGCCCUUGGGAGCCAGCAAGUCCCAGGUAAUGCCAGCGUUUCAUGGGGCUGAGGCAAAACCCAGGAGCUCCAGGGAAAGGGCAUCUGUGGAGCUCAUCUCUCACGGAAUCACUGCCGGGUAGAGUGCUGAGGUCAGCCAGUCCUCCCAGGGACAUGACACCUGCUGGGGAGGCAUGCCUGGCCUCUUCUUUACUGCCAGCCUUGAGGAGAGCAGAAGCCUCCAUUUUUAAAGACAAUAAAAACCCACAAGGGUACUUCUUUGGAAAUGAAAUGUAGCACAAUCUCAGCCUGCAUUACCAGGAGCCCUGACAUGCAGCCAGGGUCCUUACUGCAGGCUCUGCUGUCUGGGAGAUGCGAGCUCCUCUUCCCCUGGGGUUCCAGAACUCCUAAUACCUCACAUUCCCCAUCUUCCUCAGCCCAGAACGCAGUGCGGCUUUAGUAAGGCUGCUCUUCUCUGUUUCUCCGACUGCUUCUAGCACUGUGCAAACUCUGCAAGAAAUUGCUGCCUUCGCUCCUUGUAGAUAAGCUGCUCUCUACCUGCGGGAGAGAUGGCCCAUUGGUCAGGGCCAGGAGGUUGUCCAGCAUUGUGUCUGCAGUGGCUGCAGGGAGAUGGAAAAGAAGAGGCCUGCUUCCCUGGCACCUCCUGCCCUCCCCUCCCUCUCCUCAGAGUUUUCUUCUCCAAUAUCCUGACACAUAGAUCCUUGAAAAUGCUGCUUCCUCUACUGGACUGUCUUUCACUGAGUGAUCAGAGAGGAGAUGAAGAGGUCGACGCGUCCCCUGCCUUCUCCCUCAAGUCUGCUUUUCACUCAGGUCAGAAGAGGCUGGGGGAAAAACAAGCAUUAUUGAAGAGCAGGGGCGCCCCCUACCCUCAGGUGAGGCCUGGUGGGGGCUGCACUGGUCUGGCUGGGAAAGAGUGAUUUUGAAAGAGUGCCUGAGCAUCUCAGAGCAAUGUCAGUGAUGCCAAAGAGAGCAACUUGGCCUCCUUGGGCACCAGUUCUGCCAGCUGAGCUGCACAAAUGUGGCUCAGAUGUUGGUGUGCCCAAGGGUGGGACCUUGUUCUCUGACAAAGGGCUUAAUCUUUCCAUGUAGCGAAGUAACUCCCCCUCCCCCCAACCCUAAGCUUGGGCUUGUGUGGGCCCAGCAUGGCUGUGCCUGUGAGGGAAGCCACAUCAGCGAGAGAAACUUGUAUUCUUUUGGGCCUAGACUGGUGUGGGGCAGGUGCUUGUUGAAACAUGUGUUUCUGCUUUGGAAAAACCUUGCAGAGCUCUGGCUGGAAACUUGGCCAGUAAGGACAGAGCCCUGGGCCUCCCAAAGGAGUUCACGCUUAUGCCAAGAAAGGUCCACAGAACUGGAUUCCAGACAGUCUUGGCUGAUGGAAAUGAGGCCCGAGAAUUUCAGGGGCAAUGGAGCAUCUGCCCCAGUAGCCAAUGACCUGGAGAGGCCACAGGAAAUCAAAGGCUGUUCUAUAUAGUUUUGCCAGAAACCAUGACCUUGCGCAAGACUUCUCACUUUCCUGGGCCUCAGCUUCCUCAUCUGCAGAAUCAGAGCAUUAGCUGGUUGCUCUCCGGGUCCCUCUGGGGUUUAAGAGUCUCUGAUCCGGAGCUGAUGAGGGUUGCCAGCCUGUACACCUGGUGCCUGGUUCCGCAGCCAGUUUCUCCCGCACCUGGUGCCCAUGCUGGGCCCGGGUCUUCAUCUGCUCGGUCCCCAGAUGAUGCUUCUGACAAGAACUCUGGGAAUCCUCACAGACUCUGCUUUUCCCUCUUCAUGGUUUGUCCUCCCUCUUUUAUUCUUGUGUAACGCUGAGAAAAAAUUAAGGGUUAUUUACAAUGGACAAUUUUCAAGGUGCUGAUGUGAUGUCACAACCUCAGCUGCACCCCCAGUUAGGUCAGUGUCCCCACCAGCAGAGGAGGUGGGACUGUUCCUCAUUUCUGCUUCUAGGAUGGUAUCAGUGGGGGGGCUAAAGAUCUGAGAAUUUUAAAGGAAAUGCUUUCUGAUGGGAGGAGAGAGGGAACUUAUUUCCCUUCAAAGUAUUUUGUUUUUUAAAGCCACUUCUCCCUCCAAAACGUAUUUUACCAGACAUUGUCCCAGAAAGCACAGUGGCUGCUUCCUUAGGAAGAGUGGGCCUGAUGGCUCUACCAACUCCUUUAGUGGUAAGCUCACAGCAGGCAGGAACACUGUUUUUAGAAUUUCCAAAUGCAUCCUGCAAAGAGAGGGAACUGAUAGGGACGGACAAGCACACUGUUUAGAUAAGAAGCAAUUAGCCUUUUAUAUCUGUGCUCUAUACAUUUUCUAUGUGCAGCAUCUUUCCAUACUUCUUGUGGUUCCUGGGUGGCAGGUGGACAGCUGGGAGGGACUGCCGGCUGUUUUGUACAACGUUCUUGCCAAUUCCCUUGAGAAGAAAAUUCUUCACUCGGCUUCUGCAUGUACAGUAUUUGGGCAGCAAAACAUGAUUAAAGUCAGUUUGAAAAUGG